Penicillium brasilianum is the source of this 1410-nucleotide messenger RNA. Lineage: Eukaryota; Fungi; Ascomycota; Eurotiomycetes; Eurotiales; Aspergillaceae. The record is from the annotation of a GenBank genome assembly.
CAAGAAUAGUACCAAUCUAGUAAAACCCUCGGAAAAUUUCUCCCCAGAGAUUGAAAUACUGCAAGGAAGCUGCUAGAUAUUAUUGAAUUGUCAAACUCUGGGGCAGGUCACCUUGGCCAGCCUGUCAACAACCUUAUCCUCUGCCAAGACCUGCGCGAGGCUCUGCUUGGAUGCCGUCCCCGAGCUCCGCAAACUCGCCAUUUCUCUCCAAAGCUUACGCGUUUCCCGGCCUGAGACCUCUGUCAGAUCACCAUGCAUCUGGGCGCUGGACGAGUGGUUCCUUCCACGCUUGUCACUUUGACUCUGUUGGCCCUUCUGGUCCGCCCAUCUUCUGGCUCUUUGGGAGAUCACCUCCCCGAUUUCAAAGAAUGCGUCAAGGUCUGUAAAACCGAGAACUGCCAGAAUGGCAAUUCGGUGCUACCUCUGCACCACCGCCUGUUAUUCUGGACCUGCCCGGCUGAAUGCGACUAUACCUGCCAACAUGUCAUUACCGAUCGUCGAGUCUCACGCGACCCCCCGAUGCUGAACCCAGUGGUUCAGUUCCAUGGCAAAUGGCCGUUCCGGAGAAUCCUGGGAAUGCAAGAGCCCUUCUCUGUGCUGUUUUCCUUCUUCAACUUCGCGGCCCAUUGGCACGGCAUGUCCCGAGUGCAAGAAUCGAUCCCAGCCUGGCAUUCGAUGCGCAAAUACUACAUGAUGUUUGGAUACAUUGGGUUAGCCAGUUGGACAUUUAGCAUGAUUUUCCACACCCGCGACUUUGACAUCACGGAGAAGCUGGAUUACUGGGCGGCUGGUGCCAACGUUUUGUACGGUCUUUACCUGGCCGUGGUUCGACUUUUGCGCCUGGAUUUGGAGAGCCCCCAGUAUCGCCCGACACUGCGUCGCCUUUGGACGGCGAUCUGCAUUCUACUCUACACCAUGCACGUCUGCUACCUCAGCUUCUGGAAGUGGGAUUAUACGUACAACAUGGCAGCGAACGUAGCAGUCGGUAUCAUCGGGAACCUGUUAUGGACCGGAUUCAGUAUAUUCCGUUAUCAGAAGUACAUGAAGUCCUGGACAGCCUGGCCUGGUAUGAUUGUCGCGUGGAUUAUCCUCGCCAUGAGUUUGGAAUUGUUCGACUUCCCGCCAUGGCAUGGCCUGAUCGAUGCCCACAGUCUGUGGCAUUUGGGCACCGUGGUUCCCACUGCAUGGUGGUAUUCGUUCCUCAUCAAGGAUGCACAGGACGAUAUUGCGGGACACCGAUUGAAGGCGUAAAAGCAAAGAAAAUUUUGGUGCCCUAUAUACUUUCUUUUAAGAUAUUGUGGGCAAAUUCGCACGAGGUACUUCCUCUCAUGUACAAUAGCAGACUACAGUCCCGGUGACCCGUUGCUAAUAAUAAUUAUUGUCGAACUUGGCUCCCCACGCACUCAAUCG